CGGGGAGUAGUAGAGUAGAGUAUGUACGCUCCGACUUCGGCACACCAUCAAUAAGGCAAGCAGGCAGGCUGGCAGAGAAGAAGGCACACAACACAAAAUACGCGUGCAGCAGUGGCGUGUACGGGGCUGGGGCUGUGCGAGUGUGCGCUACGGUGGCGGAAACGAAACAACGACAGCGGCCAACUUCAAUCGCUUCGGCCAGGCACUUUUGCGCUCCGGAUCAGUCGGCGGCAGCUUUCAGUUGUUCAGUUAUUGAGAGACGGUUGCCGAGUGUGGAUGUGUUUUUAUAUCGCUAGCGAGGAAAAAGUUUCUACUGCACAGUUGAUGAGUUCGAACCACAAGGUGGUCGGGAAUUUUUUCGGGAGUUUGCAGCCACAAUCGAAGGACUAAAGUGGUGAAUAGCAAUUAACGUAAAGGAGGGGUAGAUUUUCACAACAAUCAAGGCUGUUCGUAUUCUCGAAAGAACCCUAAACAGUGGUGGUAGAAAGCUAGGAUAAACAUCCUAUAUCGGCGGUGAAUUAUGUGUGUAAGAUCGCUGUAACCAGCAGUGCGAUUAGGCGAAUGUUUUUGCACUUUUGACGGAAGUAGUAAACUAACAGCACAACCAUGGCAGCCAAGUUAUUUAACCUACUGGGAUUAUUGCUGUCAGUUUUGGUGAUUGAUUCGGUGCGAGCCGUUGAAGAGCUCAAGUGUGAACUAAUUACGGUUUCUGCCUGUCAGAAUCUGGUGUACAACAUGACAGUCGCUUCGGCACCGAUGACGGUGACCAACGGUUCCGGAAAUUCGUCCUCAUCCGGUGAACCCGGAGAGCUGGAUGUCGUUCGAUCACAACGGGAUGCAGAGUUGCUGAUCACAUCCCUCCGGCCGGUAAUCGAUUCGGGCUGCUCGAAACAGGCACUGUUCCUGUUCUGUUCCUCGCUGUUUCCGCUGUGCUCGGCCAAUGCGCCCCGACCGGUUCAACCGUGCCGCUCGUUGUGCGAACAGGUUCGCAAGGAUUGCUUCAGUGAUGCCGUUUUCAGCAAACUGUGGCCCGCCUAUCUGGACUGCCGGACGCUGCCCCAGCCGGAAAACCACGGGCUGUGCAUGCAGGUCCCCCCGGAAGCAUCCGGAAGUGUCGAGAAGAAGAACCAAACCACACACCCAUCCGUAGCAGCCAUUCCGGUUAAACCGUGGUCCAUCUUCAAUCUGCCCCAGCUGCCGCAUGGUGCACUGGUACCAAACUCGUUCAUCGAACCGGGUGCGACACGUCCCCCGCAUCACGCGAUGCCCAUCCCGAUUAGCUGCCCAACAAACUAUUCCCUCGAGUACGAUCAGUGCGUGCCGAAGUGCGGUUCAUCCGUCGAUGCCAUGUACAGUGGGCAACAGAAGGAAAUUAUCGAGUUCUGGACCCUGAUCCUAUCGGCUGGUUGUUUCAUCUUCACACUCAUGUCGCUGGUUACGUUCUGGACCAAGGCGACCAAGUUUGAAUAUCCGGACCGGCCACUACUCUUCAUGACUCUAUGCUACAAUCUGAUGGGUCUGUGCUAUUUGGAAAGAACCAUCCUCCAUAACCCGCGGAAGGAGCUCAUUGACUUACUGGAAUUCCGCCAGGAAUGCAACAUCACUUCCCAGUGCCUGGCAUACUACAUCAUAAAGAAUUAUCUACUGAUCAGCGCUACUACGUGGUGGCUCAUCUUCGGUGUAUGCUGGUACCUAAGCACUGCCAAACAAUGGUCCUGCGAAGCCCUGGAGAAAAAAUCUGGUCUCUUCCACGUGAUGGCCUGGGUGGUCCCAUUCACCUCACCCAUCGGAGCUCUACUUCGAGGAAACAUUCAAAAGUUCGAACUGACCAACUUCUGCACCGCCAAAGGAUUCACCGAAAUCCCAGCUCUGAUCCUUCUUAUAGCAGGAGCAAUCCUCGUCUUCCUCGCAUUGGUCGCUUUGAAACGUCUCAAAUCCACCUGGAACCAAAGUGAAACUCUUGCAAAGAUCUUCACCCGAGUGCUACUAUUCGCCAUCAUCUAUCUGAUCCCGGCCCUGUCAGCCGUCAUCUGCACCUUCUUCGAGCAGAUAGAAAAUCCCCUGGAACCAUGUCACUCCAAUGGAACAUGCCCCGCACCGCAAAAAUUCUCGCUGCUUCCAACACUGCUCAAGCUUAUCCUAACCCUGGUCGGUGGUUCAGCGACCGGUAUUUGGUUGUGGUCCAAACACUCAACUGAUCUGAACAAGAAAUCUUCCCUUACGGGGUCCAAUUCGUCCAAAGGAUCGCUAAAAACGGUUCCCCUACUAAAAGUGCACCAUCCUUCAUCGCAAGCCGGGAACAACGCCAAUCCAUACCGGGCGACAACUAUCAGCGGCCAUGGUAGUGGUAGCCAUACGACGAGCUCCAGCUCGUCGAAGAAGUAUCUCUACAAUCAGGCCUACGGUGGCCAUCGGAGUUCCAGUGGUGGCGGUGGUGGUGGUUCGACCACGAAUGGGUACGUUCCAGUGCGGAUACAUCGGAGUCUGCGGGGAGCAUCCAGUGGUACGACGACGUCCAUCAUUACAAGAAUUUGAAGCUCGACGGUGCCGAGGAAAACCGAGGAGGGCUAAAGCUUUAAACUAGGUCGGUAGCGUGAGAGAAACGUCGGAAUAGCGAUUAUGUUCUAACUGUGAUAAAUUUUAAAUUGUAAAUAUUGAUUGUAACGAGCCGGUUACGAAGUAUUGUAAUGAUACAUGUGUUAGUAGUAACUAUCUGUCUUCAAAAGCGAGAAGUAUUUAUUUACUGUGUAAAUGACUAUUUUUAGGAUUUAGUAUUACAUUACAAAGGUAACCUUUACAAUCACAAGCGUUUCAAAGCUAUUGUACAGAAUGGGUAGUCACUAAUCCAGAUAGGAUUGAUUGGUAAGAAUUAGUAUAUAGUAAUUCGGUUUUGUAAUAUCAUAAGAAUAAU
Topomyia yanbarensis is the source of this 2911-nucleotide messenger RNA. Its product is annotated as frizzled-3. The transcript has 3 exons. Gene Ontology annotation, cellular component: plasma membrane. Gene Ontology annotation, biological process: non-canonical Wnt signaling pathway; canonical Wnt signaling pathway. Gene Ontology annotation, molecular function: Wnt receptor activity; Wnt-protein binding. The coding region runs from base 607 to 2535 and encodes 642 amino acids. NCBI's taxonomy places the organism in Eukaryota, Metazoa, Arthropoda, Insecta, Diptera, Culicidae. The record is from RefSeq and is a predicted model, not a curated record.